Molecule: messenger RNA, 3754 nt
Organism: Trematosphaeria pertusa
Lineage: Eukaryota; Fungi; Ascomycota; Dothideomycetes; Pleosporales; Trematosphaeriaceae
Product: valyl-tRNA synthetase-like protein
Exons: 9
Coding region: 188-3475 (1095 amino acids)
Biological process (GO): valyl-tRNA aminoacylation
Cellular component (GO): cytosol
Molecular function (GO): valine-tRNA ligase activity; ATP binding; aminoacyl-tRNA deacylase activity
Source: RefSeq, a predicted model, not a curated record
GCCCCGCCGAGCGCCCACAUUGCGCGCUGACUCCUACACAUACCUUGUGAGAGGCAAAUUUUCGCGCCUCUACACGACAUCGUCCGCCUCUCGACUCCGAUACCUCCAAUCGCACCGAUUCGUCACUUUCUCACGACCCUCCAAACCACUGCCUGCUCACCAGCAGCGCAGCUUCUCUGCCACCACCAUGGCGCUCAACCCGAGCUCGCACAAUGUCACGGGCGACCCCACGGGCCCGAACAGUGCCCCUCCGCCGCCUCUCGCCGAGGACAGCAAGAAGGACAUCCUAGACAACUCGAACACAGAAGGCACGGGGCAGUCCGCUCCGGGACGGGAUGGCGGAGAAAAGGACGUCGAGAAGAAAGUAAAGAGCGCGAAGGAGCUGGAGAAGGAGCGCAAGAAGGCGGAGAAGGACGCGAAGUUUCGGGCGAAGAAGGCGGCGCAGGCCUCGAAAGAUGGUGCGACGACUAAGAAGAAGGAGAAGAAGGAGAAGGAUGUGCUGCCCGAGUAUGUGGAGGAGACGCCGAAGGGGGAGAAGAAGAUUCUGAAGAGUCUGGAUACAGAGUUUACGAAGGCGUAUGUUCCGAAGGUUGUGGAGAGUGCCUGGUAUGAUUGGUGGCAGAAAGAGGGGUUUUUUACGCCCGAGUAUGGGACGCCGCAGAUUAAGGACGGGAAGGUGAACGAGAAGGGGUCGUUUGUGAUACCGAUUCCUCCGCCGAACGUCACGGGCAAGCUGCACUGCGGACACGCGCUUGCAACCGCUCUCCAGGAUGUGUUGAUUCGCUGGCAUCGUAUGAGAGGGUAUACGACACUCUAUUUGCCGGGCUGCGACCAUGCCGGUAUCUCUACCCAGAGCGUUGUCGAGAAUAUGCUGUGGAGGCGAGAAAAGAAGACGCGAUAUGACCUGGGUCGCCCGGCGUUUCUCGAGAGGACAAUGCAGUGGAAGAACGAAUACCACGACAGCAUCAAUAUGGUCCUCAAGCGCAUGGGAGGCUCGUUCGAUUGGACACGCGAGGCAUUCACAAUGGAUGCUAACCUCUCAAAAGCUGUAACCGAGACUUUUGUUAGGUUACAUGAAGACGGACUCAUCUACCGCUCCAAUCGACUCGUAAACUGGUGUACACGGCUCAAUACAGCACUGUCCAAUCUCGAAGUGGACAACAAGGAGCUCAGCGGCAGGACACUUCUAGAUGUCCCCGGCUACGAGCGCAAGGUCGAGUUUGGCGUGCUCACCCACUUCAAGUAUCCCAUAGAAGUGGACGGCAAGCAGGAGUUAAUCGAAGUUGCCACCACCCGUCCGGAGACCAUGCUGGGUGAUACAGCCAUCGCUGUUCACCCGAAUGAUGAGAGAUAUAAACAUCUCCUGGGAAAGAAAGCAAAGCAUCCCUUCGUUGAUCGCGAGCUUCCAAUCGUAGCGGACGAUUACGUCGACCCAGAGUUCGGUACCGGUGCCGUCAAGAUCACUCCCGCGCACGACCCGAACGAUUUUGCCAUCGGGCAGCGGCACAACCUCGACUUCGUCAACAUCCUCACUGACGAUGGCCUGAUGAAUAAGAAUGCGGGCCCGCAGUUCGAGGGCCAGAAGCGGUUUGACGUUCGUUACAGCGUCGUCGAAGCAUUGACCGAGAAGGGCCUAUUCGUCAAGAAGGAGGACAAUGCUAUGAAAGUCCCGGUCUGCCAGAAAUCGAAAGACAUCAUCGAACCUCUCAUGAAGCCACAGUGGUGGAUGAAGAUGGAGUCACUCGCCAAGCGUGCUGUUGAGGUUGUGGAGAAGGGCGAGAUCAAGAUCCGACCGGAGACUUCGGAAAAGAUCUACAAACACUGGCUAAACAAUAUCAAUGACUGGUGUCUAUCUCGGCAGCUAUGGUGGGGACAUCAGAUACCGGCCUACUUCGUCCAAAUUGAGGGCUUGGAGGGAGAGAGUACUGACAACGAGCUCUGGGUUACCGGCCGGACAGAAGAGGAAGCACAACAGAAAGCAGAAGCCAAAUGGCCUGGCAAGAAGUUCACACUCCGUCGUGAUGAGGAUGUGCUAGAUACCUGGUUCAGCUCAGGAUUGUGGCCUUUCUCUACCUUAGGGUGGCCAUCCGAUACUUUGGAUAUGCGGACGCUCUUCCCUACGAGCGUGCUCGAGACCGGAUGGGAUAUUCUCUUCUUCUGGGUUGCGCGCAUGAUCAUGCUGUCGCUGCAUCUAACAGGAAAGGUCCCAUUCCGAGAGGUCUACUGCCACUCCCUUAUCCGCGACUCCGAGGGUCGUAAAAUGAGCAAAUCAUUGGGUAACGUCAUCGAUCCAGUCGAUAUCAUGGAUGGUAUAAGCUUGGUCUCAUUGAACGACAAGCUCAAGCAAGGCAACCUCGAUCCCCGCGAGCUCAAGACGGCGGAGAAGUACCAACGCACCUCGUUUCCUCAAGGAAUUCCGGAAUGCGGAGCAGAUGCGCUACGGAUGGCUCUCGUUGGCUAUACGACAGGAGGCGGUGACAUCAACUUCGCUAUCGAUACCAUUUAUGGCUACCGUCGCUUCUGCAAUAAGAUCUACCAAGCCACAAAAUAUGUGCUCUCUCGCCUAGGCGAGUUCACGCCCCGUCCUACCGUCACUAAAUCUGGAUCCGAAUCUCUGGCUGAACGAUGGAUUCUGUCGAAGCAGUCCAAGACCGCACAGCGACUCAAUCGCCAUCUCGAGAAGAGGGAGUUCUCCCUGUCAACGCAGGUGGCAUACAAAUACUUCCUUCAAUUUCUCUGCGACACAUACAUCGAGAAUUCGAAAGCCAUUUUCGACUCGGGAAGCGAGGAGGAGAAGGAGAACGCCCGGCAGACCCUAUACACCGCACUUGAAGGAGGAUUGCUGAUGAUCCAUCCUUUUAUGCCCUACCUCACGGAGGAGCUGUGGCAGCGACUACCGCGCCGACCAGGCGACAAGACACCCUCCAUCACCGUUGCCACAUACCCAGAAUACAUCCCGGACUUUGUUGACGAAGCGGCUGAAACGGAAUACGAACUCCUCGUGGACUGCUCUAAAGGUCUCCGCUCCCUUACCGCUGAAUACGGGAUCAAGGAGGCCGGCACAACAUUCAUUCAACCUCUGGACGAGCCCACCCAAGCCGCCCUCUCCAUCCCAACUUCUCUGCCUUCGAUUCGUUCGCUCACCGGCAAAGUCGUCUCUUCUGUCGAGAUUCUUUCGCCAUCAGAUCCUCCGCCUACCGGAUGCGCCGUGUACACUGUCGGCGCGUCAGCCACCGUCUUCCUCGACGUCAAGGGCCGCAUCGAUAUCGACAAAGAAAUCGAGAAGAUGAAAGACCGGCUCAAGGAAUCGAACAAGGCUGUCGAGAAGCAGAGGAAGAUUAUGGACGAUGAGUGGGCACAAAAGGUCAGCGAGGCGGUCAAGGAGCAGGAAACGGAGAGGCUGAAGGCGGCGGAGAUAGAGGGCCGGAAUUGGCAGAGGUCUCUUGAGCAGUUUGAGAGGCUGAAGAUCGAGUAGUCUGGGCCCGAUCCUUGUGCGGGAUGGAUUGUUUCCUACGAGGAUUACAUAUAGGCCUGCUUAGGUGCAUAGACGGGUUUCCCUUCGUGCGUUGCAUGUAUUAGAUUUCAAAAGUAGAACUCUCCGUCUCCACACAGCCCCUAUCGGUCAGAUCUUAUGGAAGGCGUUGAUGGCCACCAUCAUCAAGCCCUCCUUCCGCUCACUAAUUCUUCCCAGACCCUCCGGCCACAUAAGGGCGUUUUGACCGUCGAUUUAAAGUGAUCUGAUCUGGCUCCUAGC